AUGGGGGGCAGCGGCAUGGCCGAGAAAUACGACGUGGUCGUGGUCGGGGGCGGCAUCUCAGGUUUGUCGGCUGCCAAAUUGCUGUCUGAGUCUGGGGUCAGUGUGGUGGUUCUUGAGGCCCGGAACAGAGUUGGAGGAAGGACAUUCACUAUCAGGAACAGUCAAGUUAAUUACGUAGAUGUUGGUGGAUCGUAUGUAGGACCUACCCAAAACCGGAUUCUCCGACUGGCAAAAGAGCUGGGUAUUGAGACCUAUAAAGUGAAUGUCGAGGGCCAUAUGAUCCAUUAUAAGGGGGGAAAGUCACGCUAUUUCACGGGUAUUUCCCCUUCAACAUGGAAUCCCUUAGUUUAUCUGGAUUACAAUAACUUCUGGAGGACCAUGGACAAGCUGGGAAAAGAGAUUCCUCUUGAAGCACCAUGGGACGCUCCGCAUGCUGAAGAAUGGGACAAAAUGACCAUGAAAGAGCUGAUAAAUAAGAUUUGCUGGACCAAAGCUGCUAAAGAAUUUGCCACCUUCUUUGUGAACGUCAACGUCACGUCUGAGCCUCAUGAAGUCUCUGCUCUCUGGUUCCUGUGGUAUGUGAGGCAAUGUGGGGGCACAGCCAGGAUUUUCUCUAUCACCAAUGGGGGCCAGGAGAGGAAGUUUAAAGGGGGUUCUGGUCAGAUAUCAGAGAAAAUAAUGGAACACCUCAAAGGCAGAGUUAAACUGGAGAGACCUGUGGUCCGUAUUGAUCAGACAGGUGAUAAUGUCAUUGUGGAGACUCUGAACCAUGAGAUAUAUGAGGGCAAAUACGUGAUCAGUGCUAUCCCUCCAAUCCUGACAACGAAGAUUCAUUACAAACCAGAACUGCCGCCAAAGAGAAACCAGUUAAUUCAACGUUUGCCUAUGGGGUGUGUCAUAAAAUGCAUGGUGUACUACAGGGAAGCCUUCUGGGAGAGGAAGGGUUAUUGUGGUUCCUUCAUCAUUGAGGAUGAAGAGUCUCCAAUUGGAAUAACCAUAGAUGACACGAAACCUGAUGGAUCUUUCCCUGCCAUUAUGGGUUUCAUCCUUACCAGAAAGGCUGUUAAACUGGCCCAUCUCAGUAAGGAAGAGAGGAAGAAGAAGAUCUGUGAGGCAUAUGCCAAGGCAAUGGGGAUGGAAGAGGCUUUACAUCCUGUGCAUUAUGAAGAAAAGAACUGGAGCAUGGAGCAAUAUUCAGGGGGUUGUUACACAGCCUACUUCCCACCAGGCAUAAUGUAUUCUUAUGGAAGGAUCAUUCGCCAGCCCUUUGACAGAAUCUACUUUGCUGGCACAGAGACAGCUACCCAAUGGAGUGGAUACAUGGAGGGGGCCGUACAGGCAGGAGAGAGAGCAGCCAGAGAGAUAUUGCACAGUAUGGGGAGGAUCUCAGAGAAUGAAAUUUGGAUGCCAGAGCCAGAGUCGAAGGAUGUCCCAGCCCGACCGUUCACCACCAGCUUCUGGGAGAGGAACCUGCCAUCUGUGCCAGGACUGCUGUGCCUGCUUAGCUCCACCGUGUGUUUCACCUCUGUGGCUGCUGCGGGGCUAUUUGCCUAUAAAAAGGGACUACUAAUUCGAAACUAGUGGGGACCACACGUCCAGUGGAAGCUGCAUACUCCCUCUUCUUCCCUUUUACCAGAUGAGUGUUAUUUUUGGAGAGAAGUGGCACAGACAGCUGGAAAGGGCAAAAGUUGUUCUCCUUGUGAUUUUUCUUUUUAGUACCAUAAUUAAUGCAUCAAAUCUACUGCAGUUCCUACCAGCUAAACAGAAAUAAAUCGACUGUGGGGGCGUUUUUCAAAUUUGCCUUUUCCUUGUCUAUUUGUUUUGAUUGGACAUGAUAAUAUGGAUGGUAUAGUCCUAAUACAAGCAAGGCAAAAUGCAGAUCACACCUUUCCCAAAAGGCAAAGAGGCCUUGGAGAAUGCAUUCGUUUCCACUCGCUGCUUUAUUUUUUACCACACGAGAUAAUAAAUGCCUUUAUGUAUUCACCUCAGUUAGCAGCUCAGAAUGUCUGAGGUUAUUCCCAUAACAUCCCUGCUGCACAGAAGAGAUUAGCAUGCCAAUCAGACGUAGAAUUGCCAAAUUAAUUUUCAAAUGCGUUUGAUUGAUUGAUUAAUUAUUAAUCAUCUCAACAUGAAACUUAACCAUGACCUGGAUGAAAAGAAGUAAUUGGCACGAAGCAACUCGCUAAAUGGCGAGAGAGGAAGCGCAAGUGGACUUUAUUCUGCCUGCUACCGAGCAAACAUCUGCGCUUAUCAUUUCUGCAGGGUGCCUGCGUCAGUGCAGCAUGGCCACGGCGUGGCUCUUGGUUACUUCCUGGCCCAAGAGCAUCCGAUCCAGCCCAGCCGUUUGUUGUUAAAACGGAGUGAAAUGAAUUAGCAAAGUUCAAGCCCCUCCGACUUGCAGCAGGUGCUAGCUGUUAUUUUCCAAAUGGCAGCAGCUUCCUGGCUCCCUGUCAAUUCACUGCCCCUCGUUUUGCUCGUAAUCUGUACCGCCUUCCUCCAAUAAGGAGAAAUAUAUUUGGGGCUUGAAUUACUGCCUUGUAAAUUACAGUAAUUGGAUGCAUCUGCCUGUUCCGCUCUUACUAUGUACAUGAUACACUUAAAAUAAUCACUUUAGUGUUUAACUGAAGUCUGGAAUAUAUGUUUCACAACAUACCAUCAUUAUGGGGUCUUUUUGCCAUGAGAUGUGAGCAUUGUAUGUGUCCAUGAACUCAACUGUCAUUCAACAUGGGUGAACUGUGCCUUCCAAUAGUCCUGAAACCUUGAUAAGAGGAGUUCUUCUAUAAACUUUUCUUCAGAUUC
Messenger RNA from Gymnogyps californianus (California condor), 2799 nucleotides. RefSeq names its product amine oxidase [flavin-containing] A-like. Lineage: Eukaryota; Metazoa; Chordata; Aves; Accipitriformes; Cathartidae. Gene Ontology annotation, molecular function: oxidoreductase activity. The transcript has 15 exons. Bases 1 to 1581 code for a protein of 526 amino acids. The record is from RefSeq and is a predicted model, not a curated record.